This is a messenger RNA of Aspergillus fijiensis CBS 313.89, 772 nucleotides long. RefSeq lists its product as uncharacterized. The transcript is spliced from 3 exons. Bases 306 to 734 code for a protein of 142 amino acids. The record is from RefSeq and is a predicted model, not a curated record. NCBI's taxonomy places the organism in Eukaryota, Fungi, Ascomycota, Eurotiomycetes, Eurotiales, Aspergillaceae.
GCCACUUGCUAUACUGUUCUAAGCAUUAGUGAGACCAGUAGUAGGGUUGGCAAAUAAAGCAUUGCGAGCUAGCGAGUGCUUUUUUUGGGAUAUGGGAACCUUUCAAAUCCCGAAAGUCUCUCUCACUCAAGCGAUUGUUGUCAUGACCAGCGUGCAAGUUUCUUCUACCAUCGCUCUGCUCUUCCUUGUCUUGCCGACGACUUCCUUCCUCCCUCCGCCUGAAGGGCCUCGGAGUGUACAUCUCACUUGUCUAUCAAAAAAGCACUUGCAUCGUUCUGAUUCUUGCCGAAUAACAUCAUCGCUUCAUGUGGCCAGCCUUCAUGACAGACUGUCACACUGACACGAGUUGCCUUAUAGGGAGUAGAUGUGACAUCACUCGAAUUUCGGAAUUUCCUCGAGCAGGAUGGCAGAUGGACUCCGUCAUCGAUGAUUCCAGAUUAACUUCGCCUAAGCUCCGUCCGAUGGGGGUCGCCGACUGGGUUGCCUUCACAGGACUGGUGUUGACAGUUGUCACCUUGCCUACCUUACCCCACCAUACCUAUACAAGUCAAUGCACCUGGAUUAGGCAGGACUCUAAAGGACAAAUCCGAUCAAAUAAGCCUUUUGUAGCCUCAGCAUCAGGUUAUGCCCCUCGGUUCUUGGUCGACGAUGGUGCAAAGCCCCAUAGUCUAAGUCCUGGGUCGGAGAUGGGGGCACUCUCCGAAUCGGGAAGUAACGACUUUCAGUUGAGCUGAGCCUGAGUAAGCGAGGAGUCAGCACUUUCAAUUCAUUU